AGCUGUCCUGAGACCAGAGGCUCGUGAUGAGGGCAAACAGGAGGGUGACUUAAAGGAAGAAGUUGAAAGAAGGGAGCAGAAGCUGAGGAAAUAGCAAAUGACCAUGGACGCUCCCGGGCUUUCUUCCAGAGGGUUGCUGACCUGCCUCCUGCCUCCCCUGCUGCUCUUCUGUAGCUGCUCAGGUGCCAAAGGCCAAGAUUUGGAAGUUCUGCAGCCCCCAGGACCCUUGUCUGUGUCAGCAGGAGAGACCCUCACUCUGACGUGUACAGUAAACGGAUCUGGUCCACCAGGAGGCGUGAAAUGGCACAAGGGGUUGGACAGAAGGCAGCCUCCCAUUUACAGUGAAAGAGGACAAUUUUCCUCCCACGUGACCAGGGUUGUUCCUGGGUCACAAACAGACUUCACCAUCCUCAUCAGGAACAUCCGACCUGAGGAUGCCGGAACCUAUUACUGUGUGAAGUACAGGGCAGGAGCCCAAGACAUAGAAUUUAAAUCAGGAGGGGGCACUGAGGUUUCUGUGAUUGCUACGCCAUCCCAGCCAUCUAUCAAGGGUCCCACGAGCAGAGUCUUAUCUGGGACCUCGGCGACUUUCAACUGCACCUCGGAUGGGUUCUCCCCCCGAGUCAUCAAAGUCACUUGGCUGAAAGACAACACCCGGAUCACGUCCCCACAGCCCACCAUCCUGCCAAAAGGAGACAGCAUCUCCUACCAAAUGCUGAGCACCGUGCAGGUGCCACUUGCAAGAGACGAUGUGAAGGCCCAGCUCAUCUGCCAGAUUGAACACGAGACCUUGCCGAGUCCCCUGCGGAAGGUUUUCCAACUUGGAGAUAUCCUACGAGUUCCACCCAGAGUGAAGCUGGAAGCCAACCCAGCCAACCCCGUCCUGCUGAACGAAUCGGUGACCUUCAGCUGCAGCGCAGAAGGAUUUUACCCAGAAGACACAACCUUGGCCUUGACUCUGAACAGCAGCCUAAGUGAAACAGGAACGGCUGAGCCCAUGGCCCAGAAUGCGGAUGGGACAUUCACCCUCAGGAGCUCCCUGAAGCUGAAUGCCACGGAAGACAGGAACCAGUCUGCAUUUACUUGCCUGGUUAUGCAAAACUCUCAGCCUGUAGCGACUGAAACGUCAGUGCUGAACAUCAGGGUGCCGAAUGAAGGAAGUGAAAGCGUCAGUAUGGAGCCAGAUGAGAAGAAAAUCUUCAUCAUCAGUGCCGUGGUUUGCGCCCUCCUGGUGGUCUUGGUGGUGACUAUCAUCUACUUCAUCCAAGCAAGGCAUAACAAGGAUAAAGAGCCCACAUCUGUGAGGCUGCAUGAAUCUGAGAAGGCUUCUGGGGGAGCAAAUCAGGAGCCUGAUCCCAACAAUGUCACCUAUGCAGACUUGAACUUCGAAAAGGCGCCCAAGAAAAGCCCGCAGCAGGCGGUCGAGAUCAGCCAGCAGUCUGAAUAUGCCAGCAUCCAGACUGUCCCGCCAGCGCCCAACGACGAGAACGUUACCUAUGCAGAUUUGGACAUGGUCCACCUAAGCAAAGCCCCCAAGAGACCCGCCCCGCAGCCAGAGGAAGCCAGCUCAGAAUAUGCCAGCGUACAGGUGCGGGGAAAGUGAUCUCUGGCUGCCGCCGUCGGCUCUCUGCUUGCCGGCCCUCUUGCGGGGUUGUUGGAGACCCCCCUUGCUGGGCUUGGAUCCUUGGCCUUGUCUCCAGACUGGGUCUCAACUGAAGAGCAGUGGGAUCUGCCUGCCAAGGAGCAGUUCCUGCAGUUUCUUUGAGUGGAACUCAAUGUACGUAGCCAAGGUUGAGGAGGAAACUAAUCGGUGCUACACACACAAUUGCAUCCUGGUACUUGGGCUAGUUCAUGGCGCCUCUUCAUCUCCUGGUUCUCAGGUGGACGAGAGGUGCCUAGACCAACUAAGGAUCUAACACAGCUUUUAUCACGGGGACCAUAACUCUCUUCUUUCGAUUCAUCCAAACACGUCACACGGAGCAAGUGGCGAGUUGUCACCCUUUGAGGCAGGCGGGCCUCUCUCUUCAGCUUUGGCCAGCUGAAGGCCUUCUCUCCACUUCCUUCUAGGACAACCAAAUCCUCCCAGAUGCCACCUUGAGAAGCUUUUCUUUCCCCCACGGAGGCUGAACAAAACCAAGUUGGCAGCCCCAGCUAGCUCUGUGGGGUGGGAUUAAGCAAGUGGACACUACCCACCUCAAGACUUGGUGGUCCUUAGGAGAAGGAAACACCCACUUCCCCAGGUCCCUCUGGGAAGAGGAGGAGGGGGAAGCCUGCUUUUUGGCUCAUGAUGGCAUCUGAUUCACUUUGUAUCUCUCUAGUCCACAGAUGUAUUUUCCUCCCUCUCCCCCUGACAGUACGUCUCGGGACAGUGCCUCUUGGAGAUACAGCAGCUUGUUCUGGGCUAGCAUUUGCCAACCUGGUGUCCGCAUGAUGUUUCGGACUAUGACUCCCAUCACCUGUUGAGCUUGGUGGAGGUUGCCGUCCAAACACAUCUGGUGGCAGCAGGCUGGUGAAGGCUUCUUCCAGGCCAACCUAUCCAUCUCGCCUAACCCCAGGGGCCGAUCUCUGGCAAAGCCAAAUCUGUAGAAUGCAUUUUAGGUGUUUCAAUCUGCUCCUCAUUUUUAUUUUUAUUUUAAUCCGCCUUUUUUAUUUCAUCCCUAUGUGUGUCUAGAAUUGGGGAGGGGUGACCUGGGAUGUGUCUUGCAGCCCCUGUGAUAGGCCUUAGGAAAUACGGAGCCACAUUGAAGAACCUUGUCAGCUACCGUCUCUGCCAUUUUCUGCUUGGUUCCUUGGCUGACCUCUCCCAGAUUUGGCUAAGUAGGGGCAGUAACCUUCACAACAGAACUAAGGCCUGCAAGAGGUGUGUGAGUGUGUGUGUGUGUGUGUGUGUGUGUGUGUGUGUUUGCUUCUGAAAGCUGAUUCUUGCCACCGCCACCACUUUUGGGGUGUAGGAUGUCUUGCAUGGUCGGAGAAGAGAGAUCUUCCAAGCCAGCCAUUCUCCAUCAUAGAAGAUCUCCAUCCGCUCGUAUCUUUCCUGCAAAGCCACUCUCUAAUACUACACACUCACACAAACACACUCACAAGCCCAAGUUGCUGCUUUGCUUGGGCUCCACCGUGGCUCGUUUUUCUUGCGGCCAUUUUGGUUUCGUUAUAAUUGUUGUUUUGCACAGUGCACAAAUGUGCAGUAGUCCAAGAAAACAUUGUGGGGCCCCAGCCCAGGACCACAGGGGAACAGCAGUGAAUGAUUCUGGGGCAAUGACUGUUGACAGAGGAGAGGAAAGGUGGUUUGGGGUGGGUGGUGGAAGAGUGGCUUAGCUGGGCAAGGCUGAUGCCCCUGUGGGGCACCUUACUGGGAGCGGGUGGGGCUAAACCUCUCACGAGGCACUAAAACAGGCAGCUCAUUGCAAGUUUAGAGUUUAUACCUUUGGGCAGCCCAGAUUGCUCCCCUCUCCACAUGACCUCACCACCCGCCAUACCAAGAGAAUCUCUUCUUGCCUUUCGGUAUUUCCUUCUUGGCCGACUCCUUGCCGUUGUCCUCCCUCCCUCUGGUGGCCUUGCUCACUGUUCUCUCCGAAAGAGCCUUUGGGGCAGUGUUGGGAGAGCACUUGGUACAAGGAAUAGCACCUCUCUGCCCCCCCCAUGGGAAGUAGGGCUGCCCCCACCCCACCCUGCCCGAAACACCGUCGUACCACCUGUGUUGACUGUUCAGCAUUAUAACUGUUUACUCCUUUUAGAACUAAAAGAAAAAGAGGAAAAAAUACCAGUAUUUGUGUGUGUUCUUUGUAAGUGGGUGUAGUACUGUGUACUUAGCACUAGUGUGAAAAGCACAAAAGCAAAGUUUAAAAAGGGAUAAAGUGUUGGGGAAGAGAGGGGGGCGUCUCUUAAAACUUGUCCUCUCUCCCCCAUGGUGACUUGACCCACCAUAACCUACCC
Molecule: messenger RNA, 3933 nt
Organism: Zootoca vivipara (common lizard)
Lineage: Eukaryota; Metazoa; Chordata; Lepidosauria; Squamata; Lacertidae
Product: tyrosine-protein phosphatase non-receptor type substrate 1
Source: RefSeq, a predicted model, not a curated record